AUGCCGCCGCCGCCGGCCCAUCGGAGCGGCAUUUCGGACCAGUCCGGCGGCCUUUUAGGCGGCGGCAGCGCUGCCGGCAGCAAGCAGCCGCCCGUAGCGCGGGCCAUUGAUGCUCCGACGCCCAUACUACCCGAGGUAUUCUUGUUGAUUUCGCACCGCCACAUGGCCAAAACCCGCGGCUGCACCCUCGACACGCCCGACUGCCCUGCUGCAAUGGCCUACCGCGUCGCCAUCCCGCCUGUCAGCGUAGUGUUGAGCGAGCGCACCACCCAGUACCCGCAAUCGCCCGCCCUCUCGUCGCCCUCGCUGCUGCUGCUCCUCCCCGGACUUGGCACAUGA
Messenger RNA from Exserohilum turcica Et28A, 339 nucleotides. RefSeq lists its product as uncharacterized. Bases 1 to 339 code for a protein of 112 amino acids. The record is from RefSeq and is a predicted model, not a curated record. The transcript has a single exon. NCBI's taxonomy places the organism in Eukaryota, Fungi, Ascomycota, Dothideomycetes, Pleosporales, Pleosporaceae.